UUGUUAUUGACUCAUCACCCUCUCAACCCUAAGUAAUCUCUCUAGAUCAUCAUCAUCAUCAUCACCAUCAUCAAUCAUCAUCAUCAUCAUCCUCGCCAUAUAUAUUAUCAUCAUCAUUACACUCUACCAUCAUGUCGUCAUCCUCAAACAAAAACUGGCCAAGCAUGUUCAAAUCCAAACCUUGCAACAAUAAUCAUCACCAACAUGACAUCGAUUCUCCAUCUUACAUGCACUACUCUAAUUGCAACACCUCUUCUUCAUUCUCCUCAGAUCGUGUACCGGAUCCUAAACCUAGGUGGAACCCUAAACCGGAACAGAUUAGGAUCCUAGAGUCAAUCUUCAACUCUGGUAUUGUUAACCCACCGAGAGAAGAGAUCCAAAGGAUCCGGAUCCGGCUUCAAGAGUACGGUCAGAUCGGUGAUGCUAACGUGUUCUACUGGUUUCAAAACCGGAAGUCUCGGGCAAAACACAAGCUUCGUGUUCAUCACAAGAGCCCUAAAAUGUCAAAGAAGGACAAGAUCAUUAGUCCUGGUAUUGAUGCUGAUCAUUGUUUUGGUUUGGUUAACCAAGAAACCGGUUUAUUUCCGGUUCAAAACAAUGAGAUGGUGGUAACCGAACCUGCCGGUUAUCAUCUAUCCCCGGUUCAAAAUUAUCCGAGUCCGGUUCAAUCAGGGUUUGGUUUUGGUGAUUUUGUUGCACCGGUGGUAAUGGACAAAGAUGUAGCAUUCCCCACCGUUAAUAACGGCUUGGAGAAUGUUGAAAGCUUGGAUAAGACUCCGGCGAUCAAUUUUUACGGUGGAGAUGGAAAUCACGGCGGUGAAAAUUAUUUUACUCAAGUUCCAUUGACCACAAAUCUAUCUCAAGAACGAGCUGUGGUAUUACAUGGUGCUGGUGAAGACGUCGAAGAUUCUGUCACUCCAGAGAAAUUGACUGUGUUUAUUAACGACAUGUUGUUCGAAGUAGCUGCGGGAUUAUUCAACGUUAAGCAAGCUUUUGGAAAUAAUGCUAUUUUGAUCAACUCUUUUGGCCAUCCGGUUCUUACUGAUGAAAAUGGUGUUACUUUUCAAUCUCUCCAAAAUGGUGCUGUUUAUUAUCUUAUUUAGAAGAUAAUGAGUGUUAUCGUUUUAUGGAUAGAUAUAUUAAUCUAAUAAAGUAUUGAUGUAUUUUUAGCUAUUAAUUACAUACAAUUCUUGUUUCUUAUCUUUAAAAUUUUAUUCAAAUUUACAGAAUCUUUACAUUUUCAA
This is a messenger RNA of Capsella rubella, 1244 nucleotides long. Its product is annotated as WUSCHEL-related homeobox 8. Bases 132 to 1103 code for a protein of 323 amino acids. Gene Ontology annotation, molecular function: DNA binding; DNA-binding transcription factor activity. The transcript is spliced from 4 exons. Gene Ontology annotation, biological process: regulation of developmental process. NCBI's taxonomy places the organism in Eukaryota, Viridiplantae, Streptophyta, Magnoliopsida, Brassicales, Brassicaceae. The record is from RefSeq and is a predicted model, not a curated record.